GCUACACUUCCAACUUCAUCGUUCAUGGAACUGACGAUCAGUAUACGUGCACACUGAUGCACAUUAGAUUCAUCACCAUAGUCGACAACGAACCAUCAUGGCGAUGGGUUUUGUUUGUGUCUUUGAUUUGCAAUUGAAAAAUUUGUCGUGAUGGUUUGAACCACAUUUUUGAUAUAAUCAUUUCUCACAUCAACGAGGGGCCUCUUCUUACUUUUUUUCUUUAUUUUUGUAUAAAUUAUAAAUUUAACUAUGGUGAAGUUGACUGAGGAGAUGGUCGUGGCUCGGACACGCGUGUCCGAUUUCUCUGCCGUAAAGAAACUUAAUUGUUGGGGUAAUGAAUUAACCGAUGUAACCAUUUUACGGAAAAUGAAAAAUGUGGAAGUAUUAUCCUUAAGUGUUAACAAUAUCAAUACUCUUGCUGAUUUCCAAUAUUGUCUAAAUCUUCAAGAUUUGUUUAUAAGGAAGAAUGAUAUUAAAGAUUUAAAUGAAGUUUGUUAUCUUCAAGGCUUACCUAAUCUACGAAAUUUAUGGCUUGGUGAAAAUCCUUGUGCCGAGAAAGAUGGGUAUCGAUUAGCAGUUCUAAGGACUUUACCAAGUCUGCAAAAACUUGAUGAUAAAGUAGUGUCACCUGAGGAGGUGCAAACUGCAUUAACAAGAGGUCCUAUUUUGGUUCAUCCUCUUGAUAUGGAUGCAUCUCCACCACAAUCGGACACAAUCAGUCCAGAAGAUAUUGUCACUGAAUAUAUUGAAGAAACUGAAGUGAUACGACAUCGAAGAUAUAGUUCUUCGAGUGAUCAGAGAAGUUUUGAAGAGACACAGCAUACUCAAGAAGAGUUUCAUGAUCCAGAUCGUAGGAAUGCAAACUAUAAUGCAUCACCAUCUCAUUGUUAUUCACAAAAUAAUCAGUAUACAUAUGAACCUCAGAAUGGACAGUCAAAAAAUCACAGCAAAGAUGACACUGUACAUACAGAGUCACGCAGCAUCAGUGAAAAUGUGACCACUAACACUGUUGAAAUAAUCAAGGAGUACGAUGACCGGCCAGCAGUUUCAAGACAUAAUGGAGAAUAUGAUGAGAGAAGAGCUUAUUCAGAUUAUAGUAAUAAUGAAACAACUCAACGUACAUAUGCAGCAACGUCACCACGUGCGCAGUACUCUUUAAACGAAACCAUAGAAGAUAGACGUUCAGAUAGAAGCAAUUAUGAAUAUGAUAAUAGAUUAAAAUCAGACUAUGAAGAACAACACGAGCAAAGGAUAAAGUCAGAUUACGAAGAACAUCAACCACCACCUCAAACUAGACGACCGGCAGUCCAUCAUAAUGUUGAGAGGGAAGAUUCAAAUCAGGUGCCUGGAUGGGUGAGACAUUCUGACAAGGAAAAAUGUAGAUCACAGUUUCACUAUCACAGAAGGCCUGUUACAAGGAACUCAAAUAUAUUAUCAGCCGUGUUAUGCUUAGUUAAAGAGCUUGAUUAUCCAAGUUUAGAAGUAGUAGAAAUGGCUGUUAGGAAUCGAAUGGACGAAUUAGAGGAAUGAUGUUUCUGACACCGUCCCCAAAAUUCUCAGGGGACGGUUGCCUUCUCUCACAUGGGCAGUCUUUCUUCAAUUCCAAGUCCAGAAUUUUCGGAUUCUCUCGAUACUACAAUAACUCCUUAUCAAUGCAUUGAUAACGAUGCAAAUUGUAAUUUUGCUCAUCGCACAUAUGAUCGGCAUCUAAUUGACGAUAAUACUGAAAAACGUCAAAUUCGCCAUAAUGGAUGCAUAGAAACUUGCUCGAAAAAUGUAUCGAUCGAUCCAAGUCCAAGGAAUUCUGGAAACAAUCAAUGCACGUAUAAACUUAGAGACUCUGUACCGGAUAACUUAAUGUCAGUAGUCGGUAAUUGUGAAGAAAGAAAAGCCAAUGAUGUUAGAAGAGUAGCAAGCAGUGACAGCAUCCCACGAGGUGGUUAUAGUGGUUUAACUUUGAGUCCAGGGUGCAGAGUUUUAAGUCAAGAUUGUGUGAGAAGAUCGAAAAGUCCUGACGUUAGAAACACAAUUGUUCCCCUUCGCUACAUUCAAUCGGCGAAAGGUACUUGGACAUAUAAUUUGUAAGUUAAAUUGUAAAUUGCGUUAAUACUCUCGAAGUGAAAAGAUUCUUUUAGACAUGUGUUUUGAGGAAUUCUCAAAUAUUAUUGAACUAAUCAUUACAUAACUUAAAGGAAUCGACGAAGUUUCGUCGAGUUUCUUGAGAGGAAAGAUAUUUAAAAAAAAAUAUAUAUAUAUAUAUAUAUGUACUUAUAUAUAAUUAGAAACAAUUGUGAUAUUUCU
Colletes gigas is the source of this 2301-nucleotide messenger RNA. Its product is annotated as cilia- and flagella-associated protein 410-like. NCBI's taxonomy places the organism in Eukaryota, Metazoa, Arthropoda, Insecta, Hymenoptera, Colletidae. Gene Ontology annotation, biological process: cytoskeleton organization. The record is from RefSeq and is a predicted model, not a curated record. The transcript is spliced from 10 exons. Bases 250 to 1530 code for a protein of 426 amino acids.